Dioszegia hungarica is the source of this 1797-nucleotide messenger RNA. RefSeq lists its product as uncharacterized. The coding region runs from base 1 to 1797 and encodes 598 amino acids. The transcript has 2 exons. Lineage: Eukaryota; Fungi; Basidiomycota; Tremellomycetes; Tremellales; Bulleribasidiaceae. The record is from RefSeq and is a predicted model, not a curated record.
AUGGCAGGUGGCAGGGGCUGCCUCAAGCUCGCAAGGCUCUCAAGCGCAAGACCUCUCGUCCCGGGAAGCUCGCCCCUGCUCGAUCUCCUCGCUCCCCGCGUUUUCAGAGGGGUCGAUUCGGCCAGCACGCGUUGGGGGACGGCCGCCAGAGCAGGAUCUUCGGCUGCAGCUGUCAGGCCUGUAGAGGGGCACCCUGCUGUGGCAGAGGAUGCUGCUGACUCUGAUGGAGAUGGGAAGGGAGAGACGGCAGUAGCUGGGCCGAGCCGAUGGGCGGGGCAACUAUCGGAGAGUAAAGGAGGUGUUCCUACGGAGUACAAAGCUGCGGCUUAUAAGGGGAAAGGCAGACAGUCUGGCACCGCGCUCCAUAUACCUACCAUUUCUACCGACAUACCUCCCUCGGACCUCUUACCCCUUCUCGACACCCCCUCGCGCCAACGCCGCCGCCCCGCUCCCCUCGCUUCACACUUCCUCACCCCGAACCCUCCCUCCCCAUCUGCUCUCUCCGCGCGCUACCCCCUCACCCGGCAAAACGGCGACCUCCUCAUCCGCUACGCCCAGCGGGUCGAGGAUAGCGUUACCGAGACCUCCAUCCGGGACACGCUCGGCCGAGAGCGCAUCGCUCCCGUCUCGUGGAUCUCUCCGCCGCUUCGUUGGGACCGGCGACAGCGCAAGCCGCCCCGUACGCCUCGGAUCGGCGAGACGGUGGAUGGGGAGCAGGCAUUCGGGUCGGGUGAUGAUCCCCCUGAACCUGCACCUUUGGUCCUCGGGCCUGCGCUCGCAUCUGCGGAGGCAGCAGAAGCGAUACCGUUUGAAAAAAUGCACAAGCCCAUCUCGCCCGAGAUGAAGAAGCUGAGGGCGGGGUCGAAUGCGUGGGCAAGGAGGAUGUGGCCCCCUUCUCCGCCAGAGGUCCAUUUCCCGCGGACAUGGGGGGCGGAGGAGCCAGUGAAGCCAUAUCGGUUUCUUUGCGAUACGCAUCGUCAGAUCCUCGAUCCCAAGCCUGCCCGGCGACCAUUCAUCGAUUCUCUCCGCGCACUGGAAGCUCUGCCUGGCGUCAAAGAUCGAGAUCUCCUCUCGCUACUCCAUCUGCACCUCUCUUAUCCGCUCCAUACGCCCUACCGUACGCCUCGAGAACCGCCCCCACACCUCGGACAGACCCCCGUGUCAUCCCCCUCAUCGCUUCUCACGCCAUUCUCCCAGUUCCUCCUACGCGUCCCACACAUCCCACCUACCCGUCAGACCUUACACCUCCUCGUCCUCUCCCUCCUGUAUGCCCCGGUCCAUACCUUCCCAACUUCCUCCGACCGGAAAACCCAGGUCUCAGACCUCGUCACCCUCUUCCGCGUCCAGUUCGCCCUCGGACCGGGAUGCGAGACGUAUCGUCACAUGGCGCGAUAUGCGCUCUUGGCGGGCGAUCAACGGUGGGCGAGGGAAGCAUGGGAGGGGUGGUGGGCUGGGAAGAAACGGGUCGAUGAGGCUGUCGCUGAAGAGGACGGGGCGAAGGCGGAGUGGGAACGAGGGAUGGAUGAGGAUUGGGCGGAUCGGCGGACGGAAGGGAUGCAGGGAGAGGAUGUCAUCUUUCGAUUCCGGCACAGAGGGAGGGAGUUGCAGAGGUGGUUUGCGGUGGUGAAGGCGCUCGAGAAGAAGGGGUGGGUCGAACAGGUAGUGCAUGGUGGACAAGGGGAUAAGGCGGGAUGGGAGUGGAUUGCGCAUCGGCAGCCCGCGGCGGAGCUGGGGGUGGAGGAAACAGCGUUGGAGGCAGAGCUGGUGGCAACCGAGGGUUCUAGUAGCAGAGAGUAG